This is a messenger RNA of Labeo rohita (rohu), 2273 nucleotides long. RefSeq names its product E3 ubiquitin-protein ligase TRIM35. Lineage: Eukaryota; Metazoa; Chordata; Actinopteri; Cypriniformes; Cyprinidae. Gene Ontology annotation, molecular function: protein binding; zinc ion binding. The coding region runs from base 168 to 1568 and encodes 466 amino acids. The record is from RefSeq and is a predicted model, not a curated record. The transcript has 6 exons.
UUGCUUUUAACUGGUUGUGUUUUGGGUACUUUCAUAAACACCUUUCGAAGAUUUAUUUUAUUUGUAGAAAGUUAAAGUGUGUCUAGUUUAAAGUUGCGUUGAAAGUGUACAGUGAUUUUUGCGAGCAAUGAAGAACUGCUGGAGUGUGGGUGAUUGAGCUGGCAGAAAUGGCGUCGAAACGUCCCUUUUCCGAAGAAGAUUUUACGUGCUCUGUUUGUUAUGACAUUUUCAGUGAUCCCGUGUUGCUCCAGUGUGGCCACAGUGUGUGUAGAGACUGUAUCCAACAGUACUGGACGACCAAAGGUUCAAGAGAAUGCCCGCUGUGCCGAAAAAGAUCCACCAUCAACCCUCCCGUUAACUUGUCUCUGAAAAACUUGUGUCAAACUUUUCUGGAUCACCGGGGCCCGUUAGAAAAGCUGUGCGAGGUUCACCGGGAGAGACUGAGUCUCUUCUGUCUGCAUGAUGAAGAGCUCAUGUGUGUGGUUUGCAGAGAAUCACAGCAACACAGAAAUCACCCGUGCCGUCCACUCAUUGAGAUCGCUGAGAAACGUAAGAGAGUUUUUCGCCGUGAACUUGAUCUCUUGGCUAGAAAAGUGAAGAUUAUACAAGAUGCCAAAUCUAAAUGCUAUCACCAGGUUGAGCACAUAUCUCACCAGCUUUGGCACACAGAGAAUAUCAUCAAGAAGGACUUUAAGCAUCUUCACCAGCUUCUGUAUGAUGAAGAAAAAGCCGCGCUUGCUGCACUUACUGAGGAAAAGAACCAGAAAACACAGCUCAUGAAAGACAAAAUUGAGAAGAUGGGUGAAGAAAUAUUAUCUCUGUCAAAAACUAUCAUUGAACUGACAGCUAAAUUAGAUAGUGGGGACAUCCAGUUCCUUCAGAGCUUUAAGGACAUGUUGGAGAGAGCCCAGAACAUGGAACAAAAACCACAAACAGAUGAAGGAGGACUCAUUGAUACCGCAAAAUACCUGGGCAAUUUGAAGUUCAAAGUGUGGUUGAAAAUAGGACAGUCUAUCAGUUACACUCCUGUGGUGCUCGACCCAAACACCGCUAACUCUCAACUUAUACUGUCUGAAGAUCUGACAUGUGUGAGGGACAGAGAUGAGCAAGAGGAGGAAGAGAGAAAUCAGCUUCCUGAUAACCCAGAGAGGUUUGAUAGGUGUCACUUUGUUCUGGGCUCUGUUGGGUAUUCCUCAGGGACACACAUUUGGGAUGUGGAUGUGGGAGACAGCACUUUCUGGAUGUUGGGUGUCACUACAGAGUCUGUUGAGAGAAAGGGAACCAACAGCUUGCCCAGCGAGGUCUGGUGCAUCGGUUAUGAUGGUGACACACUCAGUUUGAAGGCUCCUCAGGAGUCACGCAUCCCUUUCCUUGGGUGUGAGAAACCGAAGCGGGUGAGAGUGAAACUCGAUUUAGAUGAAGGACAGCUUUCAUUCUCAGAUCCUCCCAGCAAAACACAUUAUCACACAUUCACAACCCAUUACACGGAGAAGGUCUUUCCGUUCUUCUGCAAUCUGAGCAGCAUCUCUCCUUUAAGGAUUCUGCCUAUGGUCAAACUCUCUAAUUAAACGAGAUAUAAAGUCAGUUUAGAAGUUUUUGUAGGUUUGGCAUUAUGUCUUUGUGUCAGUUUGCAGUGUUUCUUAUCUACUUUGCUUUUGGCAGGAACACUGCAAAUUGACUGGGGAUUUAUCUUCUUACACUUUGACCCAGUGUUCUUGAAAUUUCUAAUUUUUUCCUUUUUGAAAAAUGAACUGUAAAAAUGUCAAAUGUAUCAGAGCUUUUUCUAUAAUGCUGAAUCUUUUGAUCAAUUUAUUUGGUUUUCAUUGUGAAUGAAUACAUUUUAUACAAAUAAAGUGCAUCAUUACUAGUAUAAAGUUCACCAUUAUGAAUCUUUUAUCAUUUUUAAUGCACCUCGUCUCUCUUGUUUGCAUGCUAGUGCCUGAACGACAUCUAUCAUUGUUACUAGUAACUGUUAGAAUAGGCAAUAUCUGAUGAAAACAGGAACAGAUACCCGAUACCAUAAUCCAGAUGCAACACUGAAUAGUUACUUGAAAAUCUUGGAAUACUAAUUAGUGACAAAGAAUUCAGUGUUACCAUUAUGUAUUAAAGUCCAUCCAUCCAUUCUCCAAAUGGGUUGUUUUGUAGGGUCAUGGAAAUUAAUAAGGAAUUUAAUUUCUUAUUUAAUUCCUUAUUUAACGGGGGUCAUUUACUUGUUUAAUGAAGCACAGUAUUGUUUUCAUACUUGGUGUUGUGAAGACAGAUAUCACUGACUG